AUGUCAUCUCACCCAGACUUCAAAUUGAACACCGGCGCACUCCUUCCAGCAGUGGGUUUCGGAACGUGGCAAGCCUCUGAGGAGGACACCUAUAAAGCAGUUCUGGCUGCUUUGGAAGCUGGCUACCGACACAUUGACACCGCUGCUAUAUAUCGCAACGAAGGUGCUGUCGGAAGGGCUAUCAAUGACUCUAAGGUUCCUCGUUCGGAGAUUUUUGUCACCACCAAACUAUGGUGUACACAGCACACUACCCCGGAGAAGGCUUUGGACCAAUCACUAAGCCGCCUCGGGUUGGAGUACGUCGAUCUAUACCUAAUCCACUGGCCCGUUAUGCUGAGAACAGAGCAUGCAGUAGACGGUAAUCUGUUGAUAAUUCCCGUGAGGCCCGAUGGGAGCCGCGAUGUGGACGUUGAAAACUGGAAUUUCGUCAAGACCUGGGAGUUGAUGCAGGAGCUGCCCCAAACGGGGAAAACGAAGGCCAUCGGUGUCUCGAAUUUCUCCAUCAACAACCUGAAAGAAAUUUUGAGGCCCGAACUGGGCCUUGCCGUGCCUUCUGUCAACCAAAUCGAAAUCCACCCACAGCUUCCUCAGGAAGAGUUAAUCAAAUUCUGCGCUUCAGAAGGUAUAGUGGUGGAAGCUUACUCUCCUUUGGGGUCUACAGGCUCUCCGCUGUUAACUGAUCCAGAGAUUUCUGCAGUGGCCGAGAAAUAUCAAGUACAGCCAGCACAGGUGUUGAUCAACUGGGGAGUUUCUAGAGGCUACGUUGUUUUGCCUAAGUCUGUCACGCCAACAAGAAUCGAAUCAAACUUCAAGCAUGUCAAUUUGACUCCAGAAGAUGUUGAAAAGGUCUCUCGUAUUAUCGACAGAAUAGGAGGCAAGAGGUACGUUGAUCCCAACUGGAAGCCCUUUGAGGCUUUUGUGUAG
Molecule: messenger RNA, 924 nt
Organism: Lachancea dasiensis
Lineage: Eukaryota; Fungi; Ascomycota; Saccharomycetes; Saccharomycetales; Saccharomycetaceae
Source: the annotation of a GenBank genome assembly